Messenger RNA from Papaver somniferum (opium poppy), 2223 nucleotides. Its product is annotated as calmodulin-binding receptor-like cytoplasmic kinase 3. Gene Ontology annotation, molecular function: protein kinase activity; ATP binding. The record is from RefSeq and is a predicted model, not a curated record. Lineage: Eukaryota; Viridiplantae; Streptophyta; Magnoliopsida; Ranunculales; Papaveraceae. Bases 345 to 1934 code for a protein of 529 amino acids. Gene Ontology annotation, biological process: protein phosphorylation. The transcript has 7 exons.
AAGCGUUACAUCAGCUAACUUUGCUGUCCAGUGAGUCUCUCUCUUUCUCUCUCCUGCCUUGUUUGAAGGUUCAUCUCUGUUUCAAUGACUUUUCAAUCUUUUACUUUCCUCCUCAACUAUGCUCCACCUGGUCAGCCGCCACUAACCGGAAACAAAAUCCCCAUUCUUUUCUUUAGGGUUUCAUUUUUCUGUGCGGUGGAUUUUACACUGAGAAAUAAUUUGGUUCUGCUAUAUGAGUGAUUUAUGGGGAUAGAAUUUAGUCAAGUUUGAGAUGGAAAUGACCGAUUAUUGUAUUUCUUGUAAUGAUUGAAGCAGAUAAACCUUAAAUUUGGGAUUUUUAUAGGAUGGGUGUAGUUGAAUUUAUCCUUCUCUGUGUUUUAGUUAUUCAGUUACUGAAUCCUCUUGUAAAUGGGUGGACAAAAGAUUGCAUUGCUAGUAAAUUUACAUAUUCGAGGUCUUCAGACCAACAAGACUUGUUUUACAUAAAUGGGAACAAAGUAGGAAAGGAGUCUUUCUGCAAAGCUCUUGAAUACUGCUAUCAAACUGUGAUUUUAUUUGAUACCAUCUCCGAGGAAGAACCGGGAGGAGGAGGAGGAGGAGCUGGAAGGAAGCAUUGUGACUUCAAAAUUUCAUCAGGAGGUUUGCCUCAAAAGGUUAGGAGAAAAUUUUUGUUGGGAUCAACAAGAGACAUAUCUGCAGCUAAUCAGGCCGAUCAAAAGAAAACAUCAGCGGAAGAAAAGCACAGUGGAAAUACUUUGUUAACCACCAAAACAGUAGGGAUGGCAGUAGCUGGGAUGUUCCUUCUGUGUUGCAGUUUUAUUUGUCCAUGCUUUCGCUCAAGAAAGAAGGACAUAUCUGAAGUCGGCCUAACCAAAGACCAUAGUACCAAUUCAACAUCCUCACUGGGAAGUACUUCUUCUGAAAAACUACCAGGCAGCCCAGUUCGCACGCCAGCCAGCCCAUUUAAAGUGCCACCUAGUCCUUCUCGAUUCUCAAUGUCACCCAAAUCGAGUGAAAUUGGAUCUGUACACCUAAGCAUGAGUCAAAUACUAAAAGCCACUCAAAACUUUUCCCCAUCUCUACUGAUAGGUGAAGGAGGAUUUGGAACUGUCUACAGGGCUCAGUUACAAGAUGGUCCAGUUGUUGCUGUUAAACGUGCAAAGAAGGAAAACCUUAACAGUCUACAAGCUGAGUUCAGCAGUGAAGUUGAGUUGCUAUCAAAAAUUGAACAUCGAAAUUUAGUCAGGUUACUUGGCUACGUAGACAAAGGGAAUGAGCGCAUUAUAAUUACUGAGUUUGUUCCUAACGGUACUCUUAGGGAGCAUCUGGAUGGUCAGCAUGGGAAAAUACUAGAUUUUUAUCAGCGCCUAGAAAUAUCCAUAGAUAUUGCUCAUGCACUGGCCUAUCUUCAUCUUUAUGCAGAAAAGGAAAUAAUCCAUCGAGAUGUGAAGUCAUCCAACAUCUUGCUGACAGAAAACUUGAAGGCUAAGGUGGCUGAUUUUGGCUUUGCAAGAGCUGGGCCACAAGAGGUUGAGAAAACACAUAUAUCAACAAAAGUGAAAGGAACAGCAGGGUACCUCGACCCUGAGUACCUGAGGACCUAUCAACUCACCACCAAGAGCGAUGUAUUUUCAUUUGGAGUUUUGCUCAUAGAAAUUCUUACUGCACGUAGACCAGUUGAGAUGAGAAGGGCUGCUGAUGAAAGGAUCACAGUUAGAUGGGCUUUCAAAAACUACAAAGCUGGAAAACUGGUGGAGAUGUUGGAUCCCUCAAUGACUGAAGCUGUACACAUUGAGAUUUUGUCGAAAAUGUUUUCUCUGGCUUUCCAGUGUGCAGCACCUACACGGAGAGACCGGCCUAAUAUGAAAGAAGCUGGAGAGCAGUUAUGGGAAAUCAGGAUGAACUACCUGAAGAGUGGUAAGAGAGGAGGGUGAUUUUAUACUUUAGGUGGUCAAUUUGUUAGCUGGACCAUUUUCAGUUCUACAACGGUUGAAACAAAAUUAUAGAAACCAACUAAAAAAGGAAGCAGAUUUUUUGUUUAAACUUUGAUUGUUUGUACCAUGGUCAUCUAACCCCUCUAGAUGAGCUACAUUGUAAUAUAGUACACCUUCACGCCUCCUUUCUAUGGGUCAUGGCUUAUAGGUGUUUUUUUUUUCUUUUCAUUUUUUAACCCAACUGACUCGUCUAAAUGCAUUUGAUUCAAAAAUAGGAUCUAUUACUCUA